Populus euphratica (Euphrates poplar) is the source of this 2006-nucleotide messenger RNA. Its product is annotated as MATE efflux family protein 4, chloroplastic-like. Gene Ontology annotation, cellular component: membrane. The coding region runs from base 103 to 1770 and encodes 555 amino acids. Gene Ontology annotation, biological process: transmembrane transport. The record is from RefSeq and is a predicted model, not a curated record. The transcript is spliced from 14 exons. Gene Ontology annotation, molecular function: xenobiotic transmembrane transporter activity; antiporter activity. NCBI's taxonomy places the organism in Eukaryota, Viridiplantae, Streptophyta, Magnoliopsida, Malpighiales, Salicaceae.
AGCCAACCGCCACCUGCCUCUCUCUCCCUUUUUGUUUGAAAUCCACAUUAAACAAAAACCCUAAUUUCUCUCUCUCUCAAAUUUUUAAGAAUUCAACAGAAAAUGCAAAUCAAAACCCUAAUUCAUUCUUCAACAAUUCCAUUUCAAAACCCUAAUUUUAAAAAACAUCCACAACCAUCAAUUCUAUUAAAAAACCCACCUAUCCAUCUCCUUCUAAGUCCCAAAGUUCCUACAAAAUUAAAUAUUUUGACACCAAGAAAUCAUCUUUAUGGUUUGAAAGCCAAUCUUAGUAGCCAAAGUCAAGAACUUUUCGAUACUGACAAUGAAAUUGAGGGUGAAAAUGACAGUGAAACUAGCUCAAUUUUGGACGAAGAGGGGAUAGAAGUGGAUAUGAAUAGAGAGGGAUUGGAGAAUCAGAGUUUAUGGAGUCAAAUAAAGGAGAUUGUUUUGUUUACAGGACCUGCUACAGGGCUUUGGUUAUGUGGGCCAUUAAUGAGUCUAAUUGAUACUGUGGUUAUUGGUCAAGGGAGUUACAUUGAACUUGCCGCUUUAGGGCCUGCGACGGUUUUAUGUGAUUAUACGAGUUAUGCGUUCAUGUUCCUUUCAAUUGCCACUUCGAAUAUGGUUGCAACUUACCUUGCCAGACGGGACAAAAAUCAAGUGCAGCAUCAAAUAUCUAUCCUUCUCUUUGUUGGGAUGACUUGCGGCCUGCUUAUGCUCUUAUUUACAAGAUUCUUUGGUUCAUGGGCACUAACUGCUUUCUCAGGACCAAAAAAUGCACAAAUUCUACCUGCAGCAAAUACAUACGUUCAGAUUCGAGGCUUAGCAUGGCCUGCAGUUCUUGUAGGAUGGGUUGCUCAAAGUGCAAGUCUCGGCAUGAAAGAUUCGUGGGGGCCUCUAAAGGCUUUGGUGGUUUCUAGUGUUGUAAAUGGUGUUGGUGAUGUAGUCCUCUGCAGCUUUUUAGGCUAUGGAAUUGCUGGUGCUGCAUGGGCCACAAUGGUGUCACAGGUUAUUGCAGCUUAUAUGAUGAUAGAAGCUUUGAACAAAAAAGGAUACAAUGCAUUUUCCAUCUCUGUUCCAACACGUGACGAAAUCCUGACAGUAAUUGGGCUUGCUGCACCAGUGUUUGUGACAAUGAUAUCAAAGGUGGCUUUCUAUUCUCUCAUGAUAUAUUUUGCGACAUCUAUGGGCACACAUUCCGUGGCUGCUCAUCAGGUCAUGCUUCAAAUAAUGGGUAUGUGUACAGUAUUGGGCGAGCCUCUCUCACAAACUGCACAAUCAUUUAUGCCUGAGUUGAUAUAUGGUGUAAAUCGAAGUUUGGAAAAGGCUCGAAGGCUGCUAAAAUCACUUGUCACAAUUGGGGCUACAAUGGGAUUGCUUCUAGGGACCAUUGGUACAUUUGCUCCUUGGUUGUUCCCAAAUAUCUUUACACGUGAUCAGAAGGUCAUACAGGAGAUGUACAAAGUGCUGUUACCGUUCUUUAUGGCAAUUGCUGUGACACCUAGCAUUCAUUGCCUCGAGGGGACACUGUUGGCUGGACGGGAUCUUAGAUUCCUUAGCUUUUCAAUGACUGGAUGCUUUUCUUUGGGUGCUAUUGUACUGAUGCUUUUUAGCAGGAGAGGAUAUGGUUUGCCUGGCUGUUGGUAUGCACUUGUAGGAUUUCAAUGGGCUCGAUUUUUCCUUUCUCUUCGGCGACUUCUUUCUCCUGAUGGCAUACUUUUCUCCGAGGACUUGAGCCGCUAUAAAAUGGAGAAGCUGAAAGUUACUUAGCAUAGUGCAUGAGAGAAACAGGUCUCUAGAUGUCAAUAUGGUCUCUAGAGAGCUGUUGAAAUUACCUUUCAAAUGUAAAAUUACGAAUAGAUGAUGUUUAGAAUCGGAUUGUAAAAUUGAAUGGUAAAAUCGGAAGGUUUUACUUAGGUAAUAACACAUUAUCAAGAUGUAAUUUACGUGAGAAACCAACUUGUAACGUUUCUUUCUUAAGAUUUUUUAAACUAUUUUGAUGAAAA